ACCUAGCUCUCUCUCUCGCACGGUCGCACCCUGUCGUCACCACUCACCAAGAAGGGAUCGAGGGCGCCGCCGCCGCCCCCGCCACAGCCAUCAGUUGCUCGCCGCCGCCGCCGCCGCCUGGAGUGGCUCGCCAUCGCCGCCGCCGUCGCCGCCUGGAGUGGCUCGCCCCAGCCCCUUCCUGGAAUCCCAUCUCUGCCUCUCUUCUGCUCUUCUCCGCCGGCGACACAAGGGAAGAAGAUACAAGUAUACACCAUGUCAUCUGCGGGCAGUAGCAUGGCAGCAAGCCAAUCUUCAGUCGGUGGUACUGCGAGCAACAACAUUGACGUUGAUGGUGCAGGGGAAGAGGUUGAGAAUGGUGUUGUCAAUCCGAAAUACCCAUUCUGGAAGCAUGCUACAAAACUAGCAAGAGACCCAUCAGGUCGAGGAGGCAACACACGUUUCCGUUGCUACUUCUGUAUGAAUGAUUUCCCAGGCAGCUAUACAAGAAUAAGAGCGCAUCUUCUUAAGAUAUUAAAUGUAGGCAUAAACUCUUGUACCAAGAUAACACAACCUCUUUUUGAGGAACUUCGCAAGGAAGAUAAGGCAGCUGCUCUACUUAUUUCACAUAGUAAAACUAGGAACACACUUCCUCUACCACCCUUUGAGGAAUCUGGUUCAUUGGCAUCAUCAAGGAAAAGAAAGGCAACAGGAAAGCAAUCUGGGAUUUCAGAAAGUUUUCAUUCAUAGGUUCGACAACAAGCUGAUGCUCUCAUUGCAAGAAUGUUCAUCACCGGAGGGGUUCCCUUCAAUCUAGCAAGAAAUCCUUACUAUCGGGAGUCCUACAAUUUUAUCGCAAAAAAUGAAAUGGGUGGCUAUGUGCCUCCUGGAUAUAACGCAUUGAGGACAACCUGUCUUGCAAAAGAGAAGAAACAUGUUGGGAGGAUGCUAGAGCCCCUCAAGUCCACGUGGCCGCUCAAAGGAGUGACUAUUGCGACUGAUGGGUGGGCUGACCCUCAAAGGAGACCAAUUUUGAACUUCAUGGCUGUGACAGAGAGUGGUCCAAUGUUUCUAAAGGCGGUCAACACUGAAGGGGAGACCAAAUCUAAGCAAUUUGUAUUUGAGAGGAUGAAGGAAGUGGUUGAGGAGAUUGGAUCCGAGAAUGUGGUCCAAGUGAUCACGGACAAUGCAUCCAAUGUCAAAGGUGCUGGAUUGAUGAUCCAAGCAAAGUACACCAAUAUUUACUGGACUCCUUGCAUUGUGCACUGCCUCAAUCUUGUGUUGAAGGAGAUAUGUGAUCCAAAGAUGCAUGAUGAAGACUUUGAAGUUCUUAACUUUAUAAAAGAGGUUUCCGAACUAGCUCUCUUUGUCAAGAACUUCAUAAUGACCCAUGGCAUGAGGUUGUCAAUGUUGAAUGAGUUUAGCAAACUUAAGUUUCUUCACAUAGCAGAAACCAGAUUUGCAAGUGUUGUCAUUAUGUUGAAGAGGUUUCUUUUAAUCAAGGAUGCACUCACACUAAUGGUUGUUCAUGCAAAUUGGGCUAAUUAUAGAGAGGAUGAUCCUCCUACAGCUCAAAGGGUGAAGGAACUUAUUUUGAGUGAUGUGUGGUGGGAUAAAAUUGCAUACAUUGUCUCUUUCACCUCACCCAUAUAUGCAAUGAUAAGGCUGACCGACACGGACAAACCAUCUCUCCAUUUGAUAUACGAGAUGUGGGACGACAUGAUGGAGAAGGUGAGAGUUCCUAUUUAUCGUUAUGAAAAGAAGGAGCUCAAUGAAGAUUGUGCUCUCUAUAUCGUUAUCAAGAAAAAACUUCUAAAACGUUGGAAGAAGAGUAGUACCCCCCCCCCUCCAUUGUUUGGCUCACUCGUUGAAUCCGAGGUACUACAGUCCAAAUUGGGUUGGGGCAGUCUGUGGCCGUGUUACCCCCCUUGAUGAUAAUGAGAUUUUUCAAAUGAGAAACCAGUGUUUGCAGAAGUUAUUUCCAGAUCCAAAUGACCACAAGACCGUCAAGAAAGAAUUUGCGGAUUUUGCUCUAAUGAUGAAUGACUUCCAGAAUGCAGAUUCAAUUGAAGAUAGAGAUGAUUUUGAACCAAAGCAAUGGUGGGGCACUCAUGGAGGAAGCACAAAGUUCUUGAAAAGUUUGGCAUUGAAGUUACUUGGUCAGCCUUCAUCUUCGUCUUGUUGUGAAAGGAAUUGGAGUUCAUAUUCCUUCAUCCAUAGUUCUGAGAGAAACAAGCUCACUCCUGAACGUGCUGAGGAUUUAGUGUUCUCACAUAACAACUUGCGUUUGCUUUCAAGACAAUCUGAGGCUUAUCAUGCUGGGCCAAGCCGGAUGUGGGAUGUGGGUGGAGAUGGGGUUGAGAGCUUCACUGGUGUUGGCAUCCUUGAAGGUGCUAACCUGACACUUGAUGAACCUGAAUUGGAGGCUGAGAUCACGAAUGCUCUCACUUGAGUUCCUGUUGUUAUGUUGUAAUGUAUUGUUUGACUAUGGGUCUAUGGUCACAUGGCCUUGUAUCUUCCUGUUCCUGUUGUUAUGUUGUAAUGUACUAUUUGACUGUGGAUUCCUUUUUAUCAUGUCAACUUAGUGAACUUUUGCAUUA
Messenger RNA from Triticum aestivum (bread wheat), 2576 nucleotides. RefSeq lists its product as uncharacterized. Lineage: Eukaryota; Viridiplantae; Streptophyta; Magnoliopsida; Poales; Poaceae. The record is from RefSeq and is a predicted model, not a curated record. The transcript has 6 exons. Bases 760 to 1908 code for a protein of 382 amino acids.